Molecule: messenger RNA, 1923 nt
Organism: Syngnathus typhle (broad-nosed pipefish)
Lineage: Eukaryota; Metazoa; Chordata; Actinopteri; Syngnathiformes; Syngnathidae
Gene: suv39h1a
Product: SUV39H1 histone lysine methyltransferase a
Exons: 6
Coding region: 72-1307 (411 amino acids)
Cellular component (GO): nucleus
Molecular function (GO): histone H3K9 methyltransferase activity; zinc ion binding; protein binding
Source: RefSeq, a predicted model, not a curated record
UUAGCAGCCGAGACAGUUGCCUCUGCUUUGGGUUCUCCCCCGGCCAUGCAAUUUUGGCGGCUGAGUGUAUCAUGGCGGAAUUUUCGAAAGAAUGCAGUGUGCCCAGUAAGAUGUCUUGGGAUGCCCUUGAAGCCUUGUGUCGCCUAGAGGGGCUUCACUGUAAAGAUUUAGGGAUAACCAAAGCUAACGUCAAUGAGUAUGAGGUGGAGUUCCUCUGUGACUACAAAAAGACUAAAAUGGAAGAAUUUUACCUGGUGAAAUGGAGAGGCUUUCCAGAGUCAGUCAACAGCUGGGAGCCCAAGAGGCACCUCAAAUGCUCCAAACUAAUGAAGCAGUUCCACCAGGACUUGGAUCAAGAACUGAGUCGCCAGAAUAUACGUUCCAUCCCCAAAAGGCUGGAUAGGGAAAUUUCAACAUUUAUAGUUCGAAAAGCUGAACUCCGUCAGAAACUGCAGAGCUGGGAGACUCAGUUGAACCUAACCUGCAACCACCCCGGUCGCAUCUUUGUCAUGAACGAUGUCGACUUUGAGGGUCCACCAAAGAACUUCACUUAUAUCAACAACUACAAAGCAGGCCCGGGCAUCGUUUUUACUGAAAUGGCUGUGGGCUGUGAGUGCAAGAAUUGUCUCGACGAGCCGAUGAACGGCUGCUGUCCUGGCGCGUCAUUGCAUCGGGUUGCUUACAAUGACCACGGCCAGGUCCGUAUAAGGCCAGGACAACCCAUAUACGAGUGUAAUUCUCAGUGCCUCUGCAGCCCAGACUGCCCCAACAGGGUGGUGCAAAAAGGCAUUCAGUUUGACCUGGCUAUCUUUAAGACGGACAACGGUCGGGGAUGGGGAGUCCGCACGCUGCAACAUAUAAAGAAGAACUCAUUUGUAAUGGAGUACGUGGGAGAGAUCAUCACGUCAGAUGAAGCAGAGAAACGAGGUCACAUAUAUGACGGCGAAGGCUCCACAUACCUUUUUGACCUGGACUAUGUGGAGGAUAUAUACACAGUGGACGCUGCUCACCAGGGCAACAUCUCUCACUUUGUCAAUCACAGUUGUAACCCAAACAUGCAAGUAUUCAAUGUGUUUGUUGACAACAUUGAUGAGAGGCUCCCGAGAAUUGCUUUAUUCUCAACUCGGGCCAUCCGGGCAGGAGAGGAGCUCACCUUUGACUACAAAAUGCAAAUUGAUCCAGUCGACACAGAAAGCUCUAAAAUGGAUUGCAGUUUCACCUUGGCUGGUGUCUCCAAUUCGCCAAAGAAGAGGAUGCGAGUGGAGUGCCGGUGUGGAGCAGACUCGUGUAGAAAAUACUUGUUCUGAUGAAGAACUGGUAUGACUGGAAAAACAAUGCAGCUCGCUGUACAAUAUUUUGAACAUUGCGCAUAUUUGUUUCUUUCUUGAAAGCUCUCCAAACAUUGCUGGCAUUCAAACAUAAAUUUGGACAUAAGGUCUCUGUUUUAUACCUCAUCAGAAAUUGUUUUAAAAACAAAAACAUUUUUAUUUGAAAUGUAUGUAUUUCUAAAGUGGUUUUAAAGCACAAAUUACAAAUGAAUGUCGUAAAUGCAUGCUAUACAAAGUUUAAUGUGAAGUGCCGCUGAAUGAGAGCAAGUCCAACCAUCCAUCCAUUUUCUGUACCGCUUAGUCCCCACGGGGGUCGCGGGCGUGCUGGAGCCUAUCCCAGCCAUCAUCGGGCAGUAGGCAGGGGACAAUUGUCAAAAUUGAGCAAUUUUUUUUAUUUUUUUUGUACUUGUCCGGUUUAUUGUAAAUGAGAUAUGUUCACGCAGCUUUUUCUUUCACUGCCGCAACCAAUGAUGGUGUUGUUUCAGUAUUCUGUCAAACCUAUGAAAAAUACCUGAUUCAGGUUCACUUUUGUCACUGCAAGGUGGAUUCAUGCUGUGACUACGGUGAAAUGAAAUACACAAAUGUUUUUUUAUCA